This is a messenger RNA of Akanthomyces muscarius, 417 nucleotides long. RefSeq lists its product as uncharacterized. Lineage: Eukaryota; Fungi; Ascomycota; Sordariomycetes; Hypocreales; Cordycipitaceae. The coding region runs from base 1 to 417 and encodes 138 amino acids. The transcript has 2 exons. The record is from RefSeq and is a predicted model, not a curated record.
AUGCAUAUCUCGGGAAUCCUUGGACUCGCUGCUCUUGCCAGUACUGUCAUGGGGGAUACUGUCUCCUACGACACUGGCUACGACAACGGCAGCCGCGCGCUCACAGACAUUGCCUGUUCCGACGGCGACAACGGCCUCAUCUCUCGCUACCACUGGCAGACCCAGAGCCAGAUCCCACGCUUCCCGUACAUUGGCGGCGCGCAGGCUGUCGGCGGCUGGAACUCGCCAUCGUGCGGUACCUGCUGGAGGCUCGACUACAAGGGCCGCUCCGUUACCAUUUUGGCCGUGGACCGCGCUGUAAAUGGCUUCAACAUCGGCCUGCACGCCUUGAACGAUCUCACGGGGGGCCGCGGCGUCGAGGUCGGCCGCAUCGAGGCCCAGGCUACCCAGGUUGACGUGAAGGAGUGCGGCCUGUAA